This is a messenger RNA of Salvia hispanica, 3351 nucleotides long. Lineage: Eukaryota; Viridiplantae; Streptophyta; Magnoliopsida; Lamiales; Lamiaceae. The record is from RefSeq and is a predicted model, not a curated record.
CGCCUCGACUUCACCAAUGCGGGAUUAACCGGCCGCCUCCGCAUCUCCGACCUCGCGCCGCUCCCCGCCCUCACCGCGCUUCUCUUCGCCGGGAAUUCAUUCGACGGAAAUCUCUCCGGAGAUUCAUGCAGAUUUGAAUCGAUUGAUCUCUCGGCGAACAAAUUCACCGAUUUAGGGCUUGUGGCGCAGUUGCUUUCCAGUUGCGGAAAUUUGAAUCUGUUGAAUUUCUCAAGCAAUAAGCUCGUUGGGAAGCUGGAGAGCUCUUUUCCGGCGAGUAAAAGCCUCGAGGUUUUGGAUCUCUCCGGCAACCGAUUGGACGGGGAAUUGCCGGCUGCGUUGUUCAAAAACUCACCGUCGUUGAAAGUCCUUGAUUUGUCGAGGAAUAACUUCACCGGCAAUCUCUUCAAUUUGGAUUUUAGGUCAAUUUCGAAUCUCACUCUGCUCAAUCUCUCUCGCAACAGCUUCUCCGCCACCGGUUUUCCGGCGACCCUACCUUACUGCCAGGGCCUCCAAACUCUGGAUUUAAGCCACAAUUUUAUCAAGCUGAGGAUUCCGGGGGACUUGCUUGCGAAGAUGAUGAAUUUGAAGCAGCUUGUUCUAGCCAACAACGGCUUCUUCGGUGAGAUUCCGCUACAAUUGGGGGAAAUUUGCAGGUCGUUGCAGGUUCUAGAUCUUUCCAACAAUCAGUUAACCGGAGAGCUUCCUUCAACCUUCAUCAAUUGUAAUCAGCUCGAAACUCUCAAACUCAGCACCAAUCAGCUCUCCGGCGGAUUUCUCGAUACUGUGGUGAGCUCCAUCACAAGCCUCAAGUAUCUAUCCGUGGCGUUCAACAACAUCUCCGGCGAAGUGCCGCCGUCGCUCAUUAACUGCACUCGGCUUCUGGCUCUAGACCUCAGUUCCAAUAAUUUCACCGGAAAUGUGCCUUCGGUGCUCUGCUCCGGCAAUUCCGUCCUCGAAAGACUGUUGCUGGCAAACAAUUAUCUCUCCGGCGGAGUGCCGGCGGAGCUCGGGCGGUGUAAAAAUUUAAAAAGCAUUGAUCUCAGCUUCAAUGAACUGCGCGGCUCGAUUCCACCGGAGGUUUGGAUGCUGCCGGAGAUAUCGGAUAUAGUAAUGUGGGCGAACAAUCUGAGCGGUCAAAUCCCGGAAGGCAUUUGCAUCAACGGUGGGAAUCUGCAGACUCUGAUCCUCAACAACAAUUUCAUCACCGGAGCUCUGCCACAGUCCAUUGUCAACUGCACUAAUCUAAUUUGGGUGUCAUUGUCAAGCAACCGCCUCUCCGGCGAAAUCCCUCAAGAAAUAGGCAACUUAGUCAACCUCGCAAUCCUCCAGCUGGGGAACAAUUCCCUCACCGGAGCAAUUCCGCCGCGAAUUGGCGACUGCCGGAGCCUCAUAUGGCUCGAUCUCAACAGCAACGAGCUCCGGGGACCUCUGCCCCCGGAGCUCGCUUCCCAGACUGGCCUCAUAGUCCCUGGAGUCGUCUCCGGGAAGCAGUUCGCCUUCGUCCGAAAUGAGGGGGGCACGCAGUGUCGCGGGGCGGGUGGUUUAGUCGAGUUCGAAGGGAUUCGACCUGACCGGCUGGCCAAUUUUCCGAUGGUGCACGCGUGUCCUUCGACGAGGAUUUAUUCCGGGAUGACGGUUUACACAUUCGCUGGCAAUGGCAGCAUGAUCUACCUUGAUCUGUCAUACAAUCAGCUCUCUGGUGCAAUCCCUUCAAGCUUAGGCUCAAUGGUUUAUCUUCAGGUUUUGAAUUUGGGGCAUAAUGAUUUAAGUGGUGAGAUACCAUCUAGUUUUGGAGGAUUAAAGAGUGCUGGUGUUCUUGAUCUCUCUCAUAACAAUCUUCAAGGAUUCAUCCCUGGAUCAUUAGGUGGUUUGACAUUCCUCAGUGAUCUUGAUGUUUCAAACAAUAAUUUAUCUGGUUUGAUUCCUUCUGGGGGGCAGCUUACCACAUUUCCAGCAGCAAGAUAUGAGAACAACUCUCUCCUCUGUGGGGUUCCCUUGCCGCCUUGCGGAUCGACGAGCGGGGGCCAUGGCCCCCACUCGUCGUCGAGGGAGAAGAGGCGGAGCAUGGCUGUCGGGAUGGUGAUCGGGAUCAUGGCCUCGGUCACGUGUAUAAUGCUGCUUCUCUACGCGCUGUACAGAGCGAAACGGAGCCAGAUGAAGGACGAGAAGCGGGAUAAAUACAUCGACAGCCUCCCGACCUCCGGCAGCAGCAGCUGGAAGCUCUCCAGCGUGCCCGAGCCGCUUAGCAUCAAUGUGGCUACUUUCGAGAAGCCCCUGAAGAAGCUGACGUUCGCGCAUCUCCUUGAGGCCACGAACGGGUUCAGCUCCGAGAGUUUGAUCGGGUCUGGCGGGUUUGGGGACGUGUACAAGGCGCAGCUUAGGGACGGGAGCGUUGUGGCGAUCAAGAAACUGAUCCAUGUUACCGGGCAGGGCGACCGGGAGUUCAUGGCGGAGAUGGAGACAAUAGGGAAAAUCAAGCACAGGAAUCUGGUGCCAUUGCUUGGUUAUUGUAGGGUUGGGGAGGAGAGGCUGUUAGUGUAUGAAUACAUGAAAUGGGGGAGUUUGGAGGCUGUGGUUCAUGACAAGGACAAGAUCGGCGGGGCGAGUCUCGACUGGGCCGCGCGUAAAAAGAUCGCAGUGGGGUCCGCCAGAGGGCUGGCGUUCCUCCACCACAGCUGCAUCCCGCACAUCAUCCACCGCGACAUGAAGUCGAGCAAUGUCCUCCUCGACGAGAAGCUCGAGGCGAGGGUGUCGGAUUUUGGGAUGGCGAGGCUGGUGAACGCGCUCGACACGCAUUUGAGCGUGAGCACGCUGGCGGGGACGCCCGGGUACGUGCCCCCGGAGUACUACCAGAGCUUCAGGUGCACGACGAAGGGGGACGUGUACAGCUACGGGGUGGUGCUGCUGGAGCUGCUGUCGGGGAAGAGGCCGAUCGACAGGGCCGAGUUCGGGGAGGACAACAACCUGGUGGGGUGGGCGAAGCAGAAGCACAAGGAGAGGAGGAGCGACGAGAUAUUGGAUCCGCAGCUGGUGACGAGCCUGUCGGGGGACGCGGAGCUGUACCAUUACCUGCAGGUGGCGUUCGAGUGCCUGGACGACAAGCCGAACCGGAGGCCGACGAUGAUUCAGGUGAUGGCUAAGUUUAAGGAGCUGCAGCCGGAUUCGGAGACGGACACUCUUGAUGAGAUGUCGUUUAAGGAUUCGGUUAUUCAUGAAUCUCCUUAGCUCUAUAAACUCACUGUAUAUAUCUUUCAUUGCUUCUUUUUUAGGACUACCAUUUUGUUUGUGUCCUGUGCCAAAUUUUGUCCAUUCAUCAUAUUGUAUUUCUGUGACAGUUUUGUUAGAAUUCAA